Messenger RNA from Hemibagrus wyckioides, 2916 nucleotides. Its product is annotated as cytochrome P450 3A56-like. The transcript is spliced from 13 exons. NCBI's taxonomy places the organism in Eukaryota, Metazoa, Chordata, Actinopteri, Siluriformes, Bagridae. The coding region runs from base 138 to 1730 and encodes 530 amino acids. Gene Ontology annotation, molecular function: heme binding; iron ion binding; steroid hydroxylase activity. The record is from RefSeq and is a predicted model, not a curated record.
AUACUACCAGUGUACCAGUCCACACACUACCGGAAACUCGGACUGAAUUUGACAGACUAGGGAUACUACGACUAAUCCAAUUAUUAUUGUUACUAACACUAACUCAGGACUAACUAGUGCUACUACUAAUAAUCAGCAUGGCAUAUUGGUGGAGUUUCUCGGCUGAGACGUGGGCUCUGAUCGUGAUCCUCAUCAGUCUCAUCCUGCUGUAUGGGUACUGGCCUUAUGGUCUCUUUAAGCGUUUGGGAGUUCCUGGUCCUAAACCCAUACCAUUUUUAGGAACCAUGUUAGAAUAUCGUAAGGGAAUGCACACUUUUGAUCUGGAGUGUUUUCAGAAGUACGGCAAGAUUUGGGGGAUGUCUUUCAGUCUCUCCUCCAUACUACACUGGAAAGCUGAGGGUCCAUUUGUGAGGCCGAACGGAAUCCAGUUCCAUUCAUACAGUUCCAUUCCAUCCCCAGGAGGUCAUGAAGCCUGUGAAUUUUCUGGCUUCCUCCCGAAUGCUACCUUGAUGAAUUUCUUUGUUAAUGGUCCUCUGCAUGAUGCAUUGACCUUUGUUGCGGACGAGGACUGGAAGAGAAUCAGGAGUGUUCUCUCUCCAUCAUUCACCAGCGGAAGACUGAAGGAGAUGUUUGGAAUCAUGAAGUCACAUUCUCACUCUUUGGUUAAAAAUCUGCAGAAGGUGUCUGAGCGAGGAGAAUCAGCAGAUAUUAAAGAGUUUUUUGGAGCAUACAGUAUGGAUGUGGUGACGAGCACAGCGUUUAGUGUCGAUAUCGACUCCCUGAACAACCCCAAAGAUCCGUUCGUGACCAACGUCCAGAAAAUGCUGACUUGUAACUACCUACACCCUCUGAUAAUUGCUUCAGCUAUGUUCCCCUUUAUUGCUCCGGUGGUGGAAAAAAUGGAUUUUGGGUUUUUCCCGACUGCAGUGACUGAUUUCUUUUACGCCUCACUGCAAAAGAUCAAGUCUGAGCGUGUGGCCAAGGAUAAUAAGAAACGAGUGGACUUCAUGCAGCUGAUGAUCGAUUCUCAGAAAUCAGAAACAGACGAUCUGAACAACAAAGAGACAAACAAAGGUCUGAAUGAUCAUGAGAUUCUGUCCCAAUCUAUGACCCUUAUCUUUGCUGGUUAUGAGACGAGCAGCAGCACUCUAUCAUUUCUUUUCUACAAUCUGGCCAGUAAUCCAGAGGCAAUGAAGAAACUCCAGAAAGAAAUCGAUGAAACCUUCCCUAAUAAGGCUGAAGUUGAUUAUGAUACAGUGAUGAACAUGGAUUAUCUGGAUGCUACUUUGAACGAGUCAAUGAGGUUGUACCCGGUCCUCUUUCGUCUGGAAAGAAUCUGCAAGAAAACAGUUGAAAUAAAUGGCCUUACCAUCCCAAAGGACACUGUAGUCUUGAUCCCCACAUAUACCUUACAUAGAGACCCUGAAUUUUGGCCUGACCCAGAGACCUUCAACCCUGAGAGGUUCACUAAGGAGAACAAGGAGAGCAUCGAGCAGUAUGCCUACAUGCCGUUUGGUUUAGGACCCAGGAACUGCAUCGGGAUGAGGUUUGCCCUUGUGGCCAUGAAGCUGGCUGUUGUUGAGAUACUGCAGAGAUUCGACAUCAGUCUUUCUGAGGAGACGAAGGUUCCUCUGAAGAUGAACAACAGUGGCUUUCUGUCUUCUAAAGAGCCCAUCAAAAUCAUAUUCACACCUCGGAAAAUGACAUUCCUGCAAGAGCAGCCACAUUAACGCAUAGAUAUUCAAAGGUUCUGCUUCGUUUUACUGCAUUUCUGAUUUUUAAAAGUUUUUAUAAGACUGAUCCCUGUUUAUCAUUAAUGCCAGUAAAGUAGAAUUGUUAAUGCUGAACAUAUUUUUCAUAUUUUACAUCUUAAUGAAGGCAUUCAAAAAUCCUACAGAAGAUUUCAGUUAAGUGAAAGUAAGGUUUUAUUUUACUAUGUGUAAUAUAUAUAUAUAUAUAUAGUGCAUUCACUGUAGUCUUACAUUAAAGGUGUAACUGUCAGAUUUUUUUUUUAUUAUCUUUAUGUUAAUAAGCACUGCAACUAACAGAAUUGAAGCAUGCAAAUAAUUUCCAUCUAAUUAACUUGAGAGGUCCUUCAAGAAUGUUCUGCUUGAGUGUACAACAGAUCCUGUCCAUUAACUACUUACUUUCCAUUAAAUUAACUGUCAUGCUCAGGUACUUGUUCAGUCUCUGGUCAUUUAGAUACUGGACUUCUGCAGCUCUUUACUGGCAGGUCUGCCUAUGAAUGCAAUUCGUCCACUGCAAAUGAUCCAAAAUGUAGCUGUGUGACUUGUUUUUAACCUGCCUAAGUUCUCCCACACCACCCCACUGCUGCUCCUCCACUGGCUUCUGGGGUCUGGUAGUUGCAUCAGAUCCAAAACACUGAGGCUUGCCUACAAGGCCAAGAAUGGACCUGCUCCAUCUGACCUCAAAGCUCUUAUUACGCCUCGCACUGCACCUCGCUCGCUCAGGUCCACUAGCACUGCUCCACUAUUCCACCAUCUCUCCGGGUAAAAGGUUGGUCUACAUCUAGACUCUUCUCUGUUCUGGCACCGAGGUGGUGGAAUGAACUUCCCCUAGAUGUCCGAACAGCCGAGUCACUGACCGUCUUCAAACGAUGGGUGAAGACCUACCUCUUCCUGAAACACUUAAACUAGCUCUUAUUUUUCCCUGUUUGUCUUAUGUAUUUUUUAAAAAUACACAAGACAAAAUAAAUACAAAAGUGCUGUAUUUCCUACUAUCUCAGUUUUAAUGCUGAUGGUAUCCUAAGUCUGUGAUCCGUUUAACCUGUGUUGAUGUUUCAUUGAUAGAGACUUCAAAGCACUGUUGAAUGUCGCUCUGGAUGUCAGCAAAAUGCCAGAAAUGUAAAUGUAAUUGUGAAAUGUAUGUUUAUUAAUAAAAAUACACAUACUAUAG